CCCUUUAAUUUGGUAUUCUCUAUUUGUUCCCAUUUCAUCUCUUCCUCAUCUUCGAAUUCGCUCCUCACUCGCCCCCACUCUCAUUUGUGUUUUAAAUCUCCCACAUCAAUCAAUUAAUCAAUCCGUGUAUCAAUGGAAAAGAGUGAUUGCUUCUCUCUGAUCGACGAAAACGAUUCUCUUAUAUCCCCCGAUGCUGAUGAUGCUGCUGAUCUCACUCACCUCCACUCAGAAUUGGAACGCGUUGAGUCAAUAGGAGAUUUAAGUGCAGACAGUAAGUGUAGUGAACAAUUGCCACAACUGCUUGAAACAACGGAACCUGAUAUUCAGAAGAAAAAAGGAAAGUUGAAUCUGCGAAAGAGUUUGGCGUGGAACAGUGCCUUCUUUGAGAGUCCAGGUUUUCUGGAUGCUGAUGAGAUUUCAACCAUAAUUGAUGGGGCGGAAAAGGGCAAGAAGCAACUUUUACCUGGGAUUGAUGAGGAUAUAAGCAGAUCUUCCGAGUCAAUCUCAACUUUAGCAAGUGAUAAUUUGGCACUAGAAAGUCUCGAGAAUGAAUUGUUUAAGGACAUCAGAGCUUCAAUCCAGAAAUCUAGCAUCUCAGCAUCAAAUCGCAAGGCAGCACCUAAGGAGACAGAUAAACUGGUUAAACGUUCUGUUAAGAAGGAGGACAUCACUUCAAGAAAUGGGAUUGCAACAAAUGUUACUUCUAUUAGGCAAAGUCGCGGAAUGCUAGGAUCUGCAAGGAUUUCAAAGAAGGAUUCCAGUUCUGCAUUAGUUAAACAGGCUGGUUUUCGCAAUGGAAAAUCCAGUUCAUCACUUCCUCAAUUGCCAAAAGUCAUCCCCAAGCCGGAAGCUAUGCCAGCAGUAACAACCAAAAGGGCUGUUUUAGGGGCCAACCGUAUUAAAACCGAAACUAACAAGUCGAAAGUUGGAGGUAAAGUACAAGUUCAUGUUCCUGUAACAACUGGGUUGGAUAAUCCGCGAAGAAGUGUGUCUAGGCCUGCAUCACUUCAGAAAGCACCAGGCUUGGCUUCUUCUAAUGCUGCUAAGAAGGAGGUAGGAAGAUCUUCUAGCUCGAGUAACAAUUCUAACAGUACUUUCACUGAGAAGAUUCAGAAAUCUACAUCUAUAUCGGGAACUACAAAAAAACCCUCCAAACCUAUUAUUCAAGCUUCAUCAAAGAUUCCAUUGAGUAGAAAGGCACCUAGUAAAUCCGGUCUGCCAGCUACGUUGACAUCGUCUAAGAUUUCAUCAAGCAUAUCACCUUCUAGUUCUAUAAGUGAAUGGUCUUCAGCGUCAUCAAGAACAAGCAUUGAUACCAAUAGUUCCCGCAGAUCCAUGGAUAGUGAAACCCCUUCUAUUAUGUGUUCUGAUGUUCAGUCAAAUGAUGGCAUCUUAGACGGGAUUCUGAACCAGUUCAAAGAAUCUCCUAGUCAAGAUAUGAAGAUAAAUAAUGCACAAACCAAGGUGGUUUCCCGAUCCCUUAUGAUGAAACCCUCUGGACUUCGAAUGCCGUCUCCAAAAAUUGGGUUCUUUGAUGGAGCCAAAUCUAUGGUCCAUACUCCCAAUGCAUGCAGGGAAUCCCAAUUGCGCGUACCAACUGGUUUGCCCAAAAUCGGAGCUGCAAUCCGUAGCCCAGUUGGGAGGUCGAAGAAAGCAGAAGGAAAUAUGCCAUCUGGGAAAAAGACAAUAUCAGGUGCAAACACAGUGUUGAAUACUAUAAAAUCAGCUUCUCCAAGACCAUCUCAAGAAUCAUCGAGGGCUUCGAUGGAAGGCCAUGGUGAUUCGAAGAGUGUAUCAAGUCUUAACAUAUCUUCUGAGGUGGGGAGUUCAAACAAGGGAACUGGAAAGCCAUGGCUUGAAAUGACAAGUACAAAAAUUGAGCUUCCAGGUCAACAAUCUAACUCUCCUAAAGCAUUUCAAGAAAGUGCUUCUUCUGGUAUGUCUUCAGAGCAAACUCAGUUACACUUACCAGCUGGUUUGCCCAAAAUCAUAGCUGGAAUUCAAAGCUCAUCUCCGAGCUCGAAAAUAGAAGGGAGUAUUUUAGCUGGGAAAAAGGCAACAGCAGGUGCAAACACAGUGCUGGAUACUCCAAAUGCUGCUGAUCCAGAACCACUGAGGGCUCUAACGAUGAAGGUCCAUGGUAAUCAUAGGAGUUCAUUAGGUCCGGACAUAUCUUCUGAGGCGAGGAGUUUAGAUGAGGGAACUGGAAAGCUGUGGUCAAAAAUGACUUUGACAAGUAUUAACACUGAGGUUGAAAGUCAGAAUUUGAAUUCUCUAAAACCAUUUCAAGGAAGUGCUUCUGUUGGCCUGUCUCCAGAAAAAUCUCAGUCAUGCUUACCAAUUGUUUUGCCCAAUACUGAAGCUUUAAUUAGUAAUCCCGUUGGGAGCUCGAAGAAAGAAGAAAAGAUUAUGACUGGGGAGAAGGCAACAUCAAUUGCAAUUGCAGUGCUGGAUACUUCCAUACCUGCUUCUCCAACACCAUCUCAAGAAUCAUCAAGGGAUAUGACAUGCCAUGGUGAUUCUAAAAGUGUAUCGAGUCCUAAUUUAUCUUCUGGGAUUAGGAGUUUCAACAAGGGCACUGGAAAGCCAUGGCCUGAAAUGACAUUUGCAAGUGCAAACAUUGAGUUUGAAGAUCAAAAUUCUGAUUCUGCGGUACCAUUUCCAGAGAGUGCCUUUUCUGGUCUGUCUCAAGAGCAAUCUCAAUCGCACUUACCAAUUUGUUCGCCCAAACUCAGAGCUGCAAUUGAUAGCCCAGUUGGGAGCUCGAAGAAAGCAGAAGGCAAGAUUCCAACUAGUGAAAAGACAACAGAAGGUGCAAAUGCAGUGCUGUAUGAGUCAGAAUCUGCUGCUUCAGAAGCCUCUCAAGAAUUAUCAAGGGAUUCAGUAAAGGACCAUGGUAAGCAUAGGAAUUUGGUAAGUAUGGGCAUAUCUUCUGAGGUGACGAGCACAAACAUUGAGCUUGAAGGUCAAAUAUCUGAUCCUUCCAAACUGGGUCAAGAUAAUGCUUCUUUUGGCAUGUCUCCAGAGCAGCAAUUGUGCUUACCAACUUGUUUGCCCAAAACCGGAGCUUCAAUUCAUAGCCCAGUUGGGAAGAAAGCAGAAGGUGCAAUUGCAGUGCUGGAUAAGUCAGAAUCUGCUACUCCAGAACAAUCUCAAGAAUUAUCAAGGGAGUUAAUGGACCAUGGUGAUCAUAUUAAUAUAGUAAGUAUAGACAUAUCUUCUGAGAUGACGAGUUCAGAUGAUGUAACCAGAGAGCCAUGUUCGGAAAUGAUAUCGACAAUUACAAACAAAGAGCUUGAAGGUCAAAAAGUUGAUUCUCCUAAACUGUCUCAUGAAAGUGCUUCUUUUGGCAUGUCUCCAGAGCAUCAAUCGUGCCUAUCAACUGGUUCGCCCAAAAUCAAAGCUCCAAGACAUAGCCCAGUUGGGAUCUUGAAGAAAGCAGAAGGAAAUACUCCAACUGGGACCCAGACAACUGAAGGUGCAAACACAGUGCUGGAUAAGUCAGAGUCUGCAACUCCAGAAACACUGCAAGAAUCAACAGGGGAGUUAAUGAAGGGCCUUGGUGAUCAUAGGAGUGUGUUAAGUGUGGACAUAUCGUCUGAGGUUACAAAUUCAGUCGAGGCAGCCAGAAAUCCAUGUUCAGAAAUUAAAUUGGCAAGUACAAAAAGUGAGCUUGAAAGUCAAAAAGCUGAUUCUCCUCAACUGUUUCACGAAAGUGCUUCUUUUGGCAUGUCUCCUGGCCAACCAACUGGUUUGCCCAAAAUCAGAAAUGCAAUUCAUAGCCCAGUUGGGAGCUCAAAGAAAGCAGAAGGAAGGAGUCCUGUUGGGACCAAGACACCUGAAGGUGCAAACACAGCCCUGGAAAAGUUAGAAUCUGCAACUUCAGAACUAUCGCAAGAAUCAACAGGGGAUUUAAUGAAGGACCAUGGUAACCAUAGGAGUUUGUUAAGCUUAGACAUAUCUUCUGAGGUGAUGAGUUCAGUUGAGGUAACUAGAAUUCCAUGUUCAGAAAUGGCAUUGACAAGUACAAACAUUGAGCUUGAAGGUCAAAAUUCUUAUUUUCCUGAACCAUUUCAAAAAAAUGGUUUUGGUUUGUCUCCAGAGCAGGAACUGUGCCUCCCAACUGGUUUGCCCAAAACCGGAGCUGCAAGUUGUAAUACAGUCGGGAGCUUGAAGAAAGGAGAGUUUUUAGCCGGGGAGAAGGCAACAGUAGGUGCCACAGUGUUGCAUACUCCAAAACCUACUCCAGAACCAUCUCAAGAAUCACUGAGUGCUUUAAUGGAAGGCAACGGGGAUCCUUGGAAAUUAAACACUAAUGAGUCUUCUGAGGCGAGGAGUCCAAACAUGGGAAGUGGGAAGCCAUGGUCUAAAAUAACAUUGACAAGUACAAACAUUGAGCUUGAAGGUCAAAAAGCCGAUUCUCCUGUACCAUUUGGGCAAAGUGCUUCUCCUGGUGUAUCUCCAGAAAUUCUCAGUGAAACAGACAGAUCUAAUUGUGGCAUGGCUGAGGAUGUGAAAAUCAGAAAACAUCAGAGCGCAGAAUGGGCUAAUAUGUCCGAUGAGGAAAAUAAUGAAAAUCUGCUUUUCAUUAUAUGAUAUUAGAUCUCUCUGGUCUCCAAUUACGUACAUUUGUUUCAUCUUUGUCUAUUUUAAACGGUUUAUAUCUUUAAUUGAGAAUAUGAACUUUUUAUACUGUGUCCGGAUCACAAUUUUCUAAAUCUACUUGCAGUUCGAUUUUGAGU
Messenger RNA from Daucus carota subsp. sativus, 4742 nucleotides. RefSeq lists its product as uncharacterized. Gene Ontology annotation, molecular function: microtubule binding. Lineage: Eukaryota; Viridiplantae; Streptophyta; Magnoliopsida; Apiales; Apiaceae. Bases 133 to 4596 code for a protein of 1487 amino acids. The record is from RefSeq and is a predicted model, not a curated record. The transcript is spliced from 8 exons.